AUGCCGCCUGUAAUCACUUCGGUUGCAACAACAAUCAACUUCAUAGUGCCUGGAAUCAAUGGCUUGAUGGGCCUUGGAGGUGGGCAAUUGUCAUUGCCGUCUCAACUUCAGCUCCGUGGAUUGGCUGACAUGUUCAGUUAUUGCUUGCCGCCGGUUUCCAUUUUUGGGUCACCAGACAUGAGGAGAUUAGGAGGUGUUGGUGGCGUUAAUGUUGGCAUUGGAGGAGGAGGUGGAGAAGGGAAUGGCAAUGGAGGGAGAGCUGGAGAUGGAACUAAUGGUGCAGAGGGAGUGGGUGUUGCUGGUGUUGCUGGCAAUGAAAGGGGAGGUGGCGAAGGAGAUGGCAAUGUAGGGAGAGGUGGAGAUGGAACUAAUGGUGCGGAGGGGGUGGUGGUCGGAAGUUGUGCUAAAGAUGAGUUGAAUAAGGGGUUGAUGAUGGUCAGUAUGGUAAAGGAGGGAGACUAG
This is a messenger RNA of Alnus glutinosa, 462 nucleotides long. RefSeq lists its product as uncharacterized. Bases 1 to 462 code for a protein of 153 amino acids. The record is from RefSeq and is a predicted model, not a curated record. The transcript has 3 exons. Lineage: Eukaryota; Viridiplantae; Streptophyta; Magnoliopsida; Fagales; Betulaceae.